Molecule: messenger RNA, 1866 nt
Organism: Tetrapisispora phaffii CBS 4417
Lineage: Eukaryota; Fungi; Ascomycota; Saccharomycetes; Saccharomycetales; Saccharomycetaceae
Gene: CUE3
Product: Cue3p
Exons: 1
Coding region: 1-1866 (621 amino acids)
Molecular function (GO): ubiquitin binding
Source: RefSeq, a predicted model, not a curated record
AUGUCAAAAGUACUAGAGAUAGAAGGGAAUAUUACUCAAAUAGACGUCCCGAUUGUUAAAUUCCCACCUAUUGCAUUAAGAGCACUUCUAGUAGAGAAGGAUCCUGUUGUUUGGGCACACAUUCUAGAGACGUAUGUGGUUUAUUUUGAAUAUUUGAUGCAGCAAGAUAAUAUCACAUAUUUAUCAUCUUCUACAUAUGAUAAUUUGAUUUUAUUCUUAAGAGGUUACUUGAGUGAAAUGGCUGCCGAUAAAGGCAGAAUCUUGAGUCUUGGUGAGAACCAAGAGGUGUCAGCUGCAUUGAAUUAUUUGAGAAUGUGGGUCUUUGCAUUAAUUAAGAGGUGUGGUCCAAUAUACUUUCAACUAAAUGGUGAUUCUCUAUGGGACAUCGUUAAAAUUUAUGGAGAGGAACACGGAGAUGUGGUGAAGGGAUUGAUUGAUGGUACUGUGGAGCCUCAAAUCAACACCCAACGUGCCCAGAUCAACAAGAGCCAUCAAAUCCAACAACAUAUUAGAAGAUUGGUAGAUGAAGCUAAGUUUACAAGAAUAGACUUGAAGGCAUUGGAGUAUUUGCUUUCCCGAGACUCGAAUGGCUCUAAAGAUUUUGCAGAUAGAUUUAUUUCUACUAGUUGGCUGGAAUUUUUGGAAAAAGAAUGGAAUAAAGGUAAAGGCAGACUGAGUCAACUUGCUAAACAAAUGGCUAUUAUAACGCUGUUGUCUUGUAGUUUUGAGAGUAUAGCUCGAGUGUUAAAAGAAUUGGAAAUUAUUAAUCUAGAGAAUUUAUCCAUGUAUCCAUUAAUUGGUUCACUAUUGAUCAAUGAAAAUUUCCAGAAUAGAAUUCCAGGGAUUAAGACGAGACUUCUCUUUCUGAAUAUUGAUUCUGAUGAGAAUGAAGAAGGUACUUCCAUUGAACAUGAUUUAUAUCCUGCUGUGAGUGAAGAAGUUAUAGCAACUUUAAGUGAACUGUUUCCGCACCUCACCAAGUAUCAGUUUGUAAACCUUUUAGCUAGAUACGACAAUAACGUGGAAUUAGUUACUGAUAUUUUAUUCCAAAACCCAUCAAUAGUCGACGAUAUUCCACCUCACCCAGUCGAUGAGAGAAAUAAAGAGAAGAAAACUGCUAAAUCAAAGGGUAAAUCAGAGAACAAUAAAGCAAAACUUCAAAAUGAUUCGAACAUUAUUUAUCCAGUUGCUAGAAAAAGAAACAAAAAGAUCAAUAUAUCCAGCGAUCAUAUACCAGAUGCAGUUAAGAACAAGACACUUUCGAGAGCAUUAGAGUUAUUGUAUGAAGACGACGAAGACGAAGAAGACGAUACCUAUGAAGAUUUAGAAGUUGAACGUUCGGCAAAUCAUGGAAGAGUAGCAAUCGAUAAAGACAACAUAAAGAAGAAUAUAACAGGGAAUGCAGAGACAUCCAAAUACGAUCACAUAGAAGGGUACCUAUGGAAUCUACUCAAGGAAGACAAAUCAUUAUUUGAGAGGAAUAAGAGAGGUUCUAAAAUAAGGAAAAGCAUGAAGAGCGAUACAACUUGGUCUGAUGAACAAAUUGAAGGCUGGGCCCGUAUGAUAGAAAGAUCACCAAAACGGGCAAUGAUCUUAGAAGAAAAAUUCAUGUUCAAGGGAAACAAAAGAUCAGGUAAAGUUUCAUUUAUACAAAACAGACAUGAUAAAUUAGUCAAUGAACAACUAGCGAAAGCAGAAGCACAGGAACAGAAAACUCAACAGAAUGCAUCUAAUAAAACCACCACAGAAAAACAACCAACUAAAUUUAAUUCACCAACAGCCAAAAAAAACAGUAUAAUAGAAACGAAAAGAAUAAAAGCUCGAAUGCCAACCAUAACAGAAAGGCAGGUCACGAUAAGAAAUUAG